CAUCUGCCACCGCAGUCUGGCUUGGGCGCAGCUAGCGGCCUUUCCAGGAGUGGCAAGGCCCAGAGCGUGCAAGAAGGGAGUUUUUAUUUUGGGGAGAGGCUCUAGACCACCGUGUCCACCUCCCCUUCACCCCUAAAAGCUCCGAUCAAGAUUUCCAGGUUCCCCAGAAGGAGCAGAAAGAGAGAGCGCGCGCGCGCAAAAGGGAGGAGAAGCUCCGGAGCGCCCAAUGCAUGCCCCAUCGCUGGGGGCCUCCCGGGUGCAGCUCAGCGAGCCUUCUGGAUCCGUUCACUUCUCGAUCGCGGUGAAAGGUGAGAGGUGAACCCCCUCGGCAGCCCAAGGCGAUCGCUGAGAUCCUCUCCCGCUGCUGCUGCUGCUGCUGCUGCUUCCCCAAGGCCUGGCGCGCUCAUGGCGGCCAUCCGCAAGAAGCUGGUGGUGGUGGGCGAUGGCGCGUGCGGCAAGACGUGCCUGCUGAUCGUGUUCAGUAAAGACGAAUUCCCCGAGGUGUACGUGCCCACCGUGUUCGAGAACUACGUGGCCGACAUCGAGGUGGACGGCAAGCAGGUGGAGCUGGCCCUGUGGGACACGGCGGGCCAGGAGGACUAUGAUCGCCUGCGGCCUCUCUCCUACCCGGACACCGACGUGAUCCUCAUGUGUUUCUCGGUGGACAGCCCCGAUUCGUUGGAGAACAUCCCCGAGAAGUGGGUGCCCGAGGUGAAGCACUUCUGUCCCAACGUGCCCAUCAUCUUGGUGGCCAACAAGAAGGACCUGCGCAGCGACGAGCACGUCCGCACCGAGCUGGCCCGCAUGAAGCAAGAACCCGUGCGCACUGACGACGGGCGCGCCAUGGCCGUGCGCAUCCAAGCCUACGACUACCUCGAGUGCUCGGCAAAGACCAAGGAAGGGGUGCGCGAGGUCUUCGAGACGGCCACCCGCGCCGCCUUGCAGAAGCGCUACGGCUCCCAGAACGGAUGCAUCAACUGCUGCAAGGUUCUAUGAGCUUGAAGGAGAGGGCCCAGGCCGAUGGCCCCAGGCCCUUUUGCGUGCGCGCGCGCGUGCGUCCAGAUAAGGGGGAACCCGCGCACCCCAACCCCACCGGGACUGCCUGGCACAUCUGCCUGCCCACGCGCCCACCGUGAUGGGGAUCUGGCGCUGGGAACCGACGUGGGAGGCCUCCCCACCUUCCUUCUCGUGUCUGUGCGUCCUGGCCGUGUGGGUGUGGGUGUGGGUGACCUCAGAGUGCCAAGGGGUCUCCCCUACUCCAGCAUCCCUGUUUCGGAAGAGUCCAGGCUCUUCGGAGUGUGUGGUUGUGUGACUGUGCCAUUGCCCACCUUCCCAAAACCCCUCCCCCCCCGGUUUCCACCCCACCCCCAAGCAAGCCUUUGCUCCAUGGAGACUUAGCUUGGCACCGCAAGCUGGCUUGCAGCCGCGCCCCAUCAUCAGAUGUGCGCCCCCCCCAGAAGCCAGCGCCUGUUCUGCCUUGUCUGUUAACAUAGACCGUGCGGGAACUGCGGGAGGGGAGGGCUGGGGAGGAGAAAGGGGGUGUUGUAUAAAUAUAUAGAUCAGAUUUUAUUUUCCGGGGAGGCAGGAUGGUGUCACUUCAUAAUGGUGGUGGUGGUGGUGGGUGGCGUGCAGACAGGGCCUUAGGAUAGCUCUGUGGGUCAGGCGCCCAUCCCAGCACCAACACAACUUGGUCAUCUUUCCAAACCCACCUCCUGGGGAAGACAUUCGCCACAGACCUGGGGCUGAGAGGACACAGCUUCCAGACUCUGCGACUCCUGAAGACCAGACACCAGCCCCGUUGAACCCCUGGGCCGCCAGGAAGGCGUGUGUGCGGCGUUGGUUUUAUUUUAUUUUAUUUUAUUUUUGCCAUAAGCGAACUCUGUGCCUGUCCUACAAGUGAAAAUGGUUCAGUCUAAGAAACUAUUGCUAUUUGCUUUAUUUAAAGGCUGCAACUUGGUUUUGUUUUUGUUUUAUUUUUGGAAAGACUUUGCACAAUUGUUUCAUUGUAUUGACACUUAAUGCACUUGUCAUUUGCAAAAGACAGUAGCAUUCUGACCACACUUGUACGCUGUAACCUCAUCGACUUCUGAUAUUUUUUUAAAAUAUUGAUCAUGACUUUAAAGGAAAAAAGAAA
Suncus etruscus (white-toothed pygmy shrew) is the source of this 2134-nucleotide messenger RNA. RefSeq names its product ras homolog family member B (gene RHOB). Gene Ontology annotation, biological process: small GTPase-mediated signal transduction. The record is from RefSeq and is a predicted model, not a curated record. Bases 406 to 996 code for a protein of 196 amino acids. The transcript has a single exon. Lineage: Eukaryota; Metazoa; Chordata; Mammalia; Eulipotyphla; Soricidae. Gene Ontology annotation, molecular function: GTP binding; GTPase activity.